This is a messenger RNA of Carica papaya (papaya), 1618 nucleotides long. NCBI's taxonomy places the organism in Eukaryota, Viridiplantae, Streptophyta, Magnoliopsida, Brassicales, Caricaceae. The record is from RefSeq and is a predicted model, not a curated record.
UCAUCUUAACAGAGCAAUCAGAUCAUUCCCAUUUCACAUCCAGUAGUCUCAUCUGAUUUCUCACUCAUUUUUUCCUCCGCCUACGGAUUACACCCCCUUAACUCUCUCUCCCCAAUGGAAAUCGAUUCUCUCCCCAACGGAACGGCCAACGCCGUUGUGGAAACUCCGGUACCUACAACUACCGCGACGACGACGAUUCAUUCGUCGAAACUCAGCCAACUAACGGAGUCGUUGAAGCUGGAGCACCAGCUCCUUCGUGUCCCCUUCGAGCACUACAAGAAGACUAUCCGGGCUAACCACCGAGCCGUCGAGAAAGAGGUAUCCUCUGUAAUUUCUGGCGUCUCUGAUGUCGUCGAAUCAGAGUUAUCCAAGGACGACGCCGUUUCGCACCUCACUAAUCUCGUCUCUCGUUUGCAAGGUCUCAAAAGAAAGUUGGAAGAGGGAAGCCGUUUGGAGAACUUGCAAGCACAGAGGUGUCGGGCUCGGCUUGAUCACUUGGAAUCAGCAGAUGCAGAAAAUUUGUCAGAAUGGAGUGACACAAGAUUGAAGCGGAUUCUUGUAGACUACAUGUUGCGAAUGUCAUAUUAUGACACUGCCACAACUCUUGCAACGGGCAGUGAUAUACAGGAUCUUGUUGACAUUGAUAUUUUUCAAGAAGCGAAGAAAGUUAUCGAUGCACUUAGAAAUAAAGAGGUAGCGCCUGCCUUAGCAUGGUGUGCUGAUAACAAAUCACGAUUGAAGAAGUCUAAGCAAAUUGAAUUCCAGUUGAGAUUGCAAGAGUUCAUCGAGUUGGUCAGAGUUGAUUCAGCUGACAGUUUCAAGCGUGCAAUAUAUGCACGGAAAUACCUUGCCCCAUGGGGAACAACCCAUAUGAAAGAAUUGCAGCAUGUCCUGGCAACUUUGGCAUUUCGAAGUAAUACUGAGUGCACAAAAUACAAGGUUUUGUUUGAACCAAAACAAUGGGACUUCCUGGUGGACCAAUUUAAACAGGAAUUCUGCAAGCUAUAUGGCAUGACACUGGAGCCAUUGCUGAAUAUUUACUUGCAGGCAGGCUUAUCUGCUUUGAAAACUCCAUACUGUUACGAAGAUGAUUGUACCAAGGAAGAUCCGCUGUCACAAGAGAGCUUCAGAAAGCUGGCAAUGCCUUUGCCAUUCUCGAAGCAGCACCACUCAAAGCUUGUCUGCUAUAUAACUAAAGAGCUAAUGGACACAGAGAAUCCACCGCAAGUCUUGCCGAAUGGUUAUGUUUACAGUACAAAGGCUCUCAAGGAAAUGGCAAAGAAAAAUGAAGGGAAAAUAACGUGCCCAAGGACUGGUUUAGUCUGUAACUACUCUGAUCUAGUGAAGGCAUACAUAUCAUAAGUCUCCUGCUGUUUUUCUCCUACUACACCUGUCAUUUGUGUAUAUCCUGGCAAGCAAUCUGCAAAAUACUUGUCUACCUCGGUAAUUCUUCUUGCUGAAUUCCUGACUGGCAUGGAAGACUUACCUCAUGUAUAUACCAUGAACAACGUUACAAUUUCUGCUUUGUGUCAGUUGAUUGUGAAUUCUGUUAAUUUUAGCCAAAGUGGAAGUAAAAGUGAAUUUUCACUCAAUCUUAUUCGUUAAAGCAUGACAACGA